AUGAUGCAACAGUCAUUCGAUGCGGAAGACAGGGCUCAGAAGCGCGUCGACUUGGGACCAAUGAACUAUGAUCGGAUCCUGUCUCUGGGCUUCCCAUUCCAGCCCACCAAACGCGUCAAUGUCAACGAGGAUGGUGUAGAUCUAUGGCAAGAGGUAGAGAUGACGUGCAUCCGAAACGGCACACCGGUCGUCCUCGAGGGCUGGCACCGACAUCCAGAUUGGAACCAGAAGCUCUUUACAUUUCCUUACAUCGAAGCCCACUACGGCGACAAUGGUACCGAGAUUCUUUAUGACAGCGACUUUAUGCUCAAUAUUGAUUCUUAA
Messenger RNA from Gamsiella multidivaricata, 324 nucleotides. RefSeq lists its product as uncharacterized. Lineage: Eukaryota; Fungi; Mortierellomycota; Mortierellomycetes; Mortierellales; Mortierellaceae. The coding region runs from base 1 to 324 and encodes 107 amino acids. The transcript has a single exon. The record is from RefSeq and is a predicted model, not a curated record.